Aspergillus niger is the source of this 1359-nucleotide messenger RNA. RefSeq lists its product as uncharacterized. The coding region runs from base 1 to 1359 and encodes 452 amino acids. The transcript is spliced from 4 exons. The record is from RefSeq and is a predicted model, not a curated record. NCBI's taxonomy places the organism in Eukaryota, Fungi, Ascomycota, Eurotiomycetes, Eurotiales, Aspergillaceae. Gene Ontology annotation, molecular function: FAD binding.
AUGGCCAAUACCCAGCAACCUCAAUUUCGCGUCCUUAUUGUGGGCGGUUCUGUCGCAGGCCUCACCCUUGCGCACUGUCUGGAACGCGCCAAUAUUGAGUACCUCAUACUCGAAAAAGGAGACGAUAUUGCCCCGCAAGUUGGUGCCUCGAUAGGUAUUAUGCCAAAUGGCGGACGGAUUCUCGAGCAACUGGGCCUGUUUGGGGAGAUCGAGCGUGUGAUUGAGCCGUUGCAUCAGGCGAAUAUUAGCUAUCCAGAUGGGUUCUGCUUCAGCAACGUCUAUCCGAAGGUUUUGGGCGAUAGGUUCGGAUAUCCGGUUGCGUUCUUGGACCGGCAGAAGUUCCUGCAAAUUGCAUAUGAGGGUCUGACAAAGAAACAUAACGUUCUCACCCGUAAAAGGGUAGUUGAAGUGCGACAGUUGGAGCAUGGAAUUACUGUUGCUGUGGCUGAUGGGACAGAGUAUGAGGUGGAUCUCGUGGUUGGUGCGGAUGGCGUACAUAGUCGGGUGAGAAGCAUGACUGUUGAAUAUGUCUGCGUUUUCGGAAUCUCGUCGGCCAUCCCAGGGCUCGAGAUAAGCGAACAGAUCAACGGGAUCUAUGACCAUCUAUCCAUUCUGACAAUCCACGGCAGACAUGGUCGGGUGUUCUGGUUCGUGAUCCAGAAGUUGGAUAGAAAGUACGUCUACCCUGAUGUCCCGCGGUUCUCAGACGAGGAUGCCGUACAGCUCUUCGAACGGGUCAAGCACGUGCGGUUCUGGAAAGACAUCUGUGUGGGGGAUUUGUGGAAAAACAGAGAGGUAUCCUCAAUGACAGCGCUGGAGGAGGGUUUGUUUGAGACGUGGCACCAUGAAAGGAUGGUGUUGAUCGGCGAUAGCGUUCACAAGAUGACGCCCAACUUUGGCCAGGGAGCCAAUUGUGCCAUCGAGGAUGCUGCCGCGCUCUCCUCCCUUCUACAUGAUCUCAUCAACGCCCGCGGAGUUUGCAAACCGUCAAAUUCCCAGGUUCAGCAUCUCCUCCAGCAGUAUCAGGAGACUCGAUACUCUCGCAUGGUAGGCAUGUGUCGCACCGCGGCUUCAGUUUCUCGGAUUCAGGCCCGAGAUGGCAUCCUCAACACCGUCUUUGGACGAUAUUGGGCUCCUUAUGCUGGCAACCUUCCUGCUGACCUGGCAUCGAAAGUAAUGGCAGAUGCAGAGGUUGUUUCUUUUCUGCCUUUGCCAGGGCGCUCAGGACCGGGCUGGGAGAUGUACAGGCGGAAGGGAAAGAGAGAGCAGAUUCAAUGGGUGCUUAUAAUCUUCAGCUUAAUUACGCUUGGCGGGUUGUGCAUCUGGCUUCAAAGCAAUGCUUCUUAUGUCGUUGAGUAA